UAUAGCACAAGUGGGCAGGGCUGGAGCACAGGUGGGCGGGCUCUCUCAGUAGGUAUGAGUGUUGGAGGAGGUUCAUGAUCAGAACUCACAGAGGCUGAGGAGGAGCACACAGAACACGGUGAAGAAUUACCUGAAGAGCUUACCUUCAAAAUGACCAUUGGCCAAAGGAAGUCCUCCGUGCGCAGCUCCAUCAGGGCUCCCAAGUUCUUAGACAAGUCCAGUGGGUUCUAUGGCCGCCUGGAUGAGCCGGAGAUCCCAGCAACAGGAGAAGAUCUGAAGGUGGAGAUCUUCAGUAGAGCUGUGGAGGAGGUGGAGACGUUUAACGAAGACGAUGGCGAGAUGUUACUGAGGAGGAAGCCCAGCCGGCGCAGCAGCAGGUGGAGAAGCCUGCGCAGGAAGGGAGACAAGGACGAGAGAAGGCAAGGGAGUGAGGACGAGAGGAGACAAAGCGAGGAGUGGAGACAGGGAAGCGAGGAGAUCACGGAGGUCACGAUCCAGGUGCAGAUGCAGAGUGUAGAGAGGGAGCCAGCCGUGGUGCACUUCCCCGUACCGGAGGAGGCAGAUGACAGAGUGCUGAUCAGGGACAGAGCCGAGCGGGAGGAGCGGGAGCAUCCGGAGGAGCAGGUGCCGGAGGAGGAGAGGCAGAGGAGGGAGCAGGAGGAGGGCAUGAAGGCUCUGAAGAGGAAGAGCAGCAAAAACUACCGUAAGGCUUUGGACCGAGCGUUCCGUCGCGGCUGGGAGGCCUUCAUCACUAACCUGUACAGUGUCACCAUCACUUCCUCCUCUGACCCCUCCCCUUCCCCCUCCGACUCCUCCCCCUCCUCCCCCUUACCCAAGAAGAGGCAGCACAGCAGCAGGAUCCUGGCGGAGAUGCACUGACCCGGGCAGCGGUCAGGACGGGUCUCUCGGGGUCAUGAAGUCCUCUGUAAACCACGUCCCCGAUGAAGAAGACUAAACCCAGAGACAGAGGGCAGGAGAGGAGGGGGGGAUACAGUGACGUCUAGUGGCCUGGAGGAUGGACUGAGUGUCGCUCCUUUGACUUUAUGAGAAUUCUUUGUUAAAUGAGUUUAUUAUGUCAUCUAUUUCCAUCUAAAUAUUUUAUGUUAAAUGAAAGCAAACAUUUGAUGUAGGCUAACUUAAAGGGCUCAUAUUACACUAUUUUCUUGUCUGUUGUCUACGUGUCAGUGGUCUUAUGGAUGAACUUAAAGGUUCUAUGUUACACAAAAUUGACUCACACAGGUGAAUGAAACAAAACACAACUCCAAGUCUGUUUGUGAUGAGAAAACCACAUUAUAACAUAGAUCAGAAAAGAGUGUAAAAAGGGCCCUUUAAAGUGGAGUCCCGGUUCAUGUUUGGCGUGCUGUUGGACACGAUGAAGCUUCUGCUGAUGUGACCUGGCACACACAAAUGCUGACCAGAAUGUCAUCAUCUGUGACUAUGUAUGAAUCAACCAAUCAGAUCGUCCCGUGACUGUCUUAUCGAAUCAGAUUGUCCCGUACGGUGACAGUAGGAAGAGCUGCAGCUGGACUCUGCAGUCUGAUCACUUUGUAUGAUGAUAUAUGUUAAUAAUCUAUCAUUAUUUAUAUGAACCAUGUUCUAAUCUGUCUGUGUGUGAGUCAGAGUGUCUCACAAGUAUUUGUAUUUAAAUUAUUUUGUCCAUUCAUAAGAACAGAAGCAGUUUUAUGAAUAAAUGAUGUAUUUUAAUAAAA
Messenger RNA from Boleophthalmus pectinirostris (great blue-spotted mudskipper), 1709 nucleotides. RefSeq lists its product as uncharacterized. The record is from RefSeq and is a predicted model, not a curated record. The transcript has 3 exons. Bases 151 to 879 code for a protein of 242 amino acids. Lineage: Eukaryota; Metazoa; Chordata; Actinopteri; Gobiiformes; Gobiidae.